AUAGGUGGGGUUGGGCCUGGCUGCCUUUCACUUGUCUGUCAGACAAAGCCUGGAGUCCCACCUCAAGGGCUCCGCCAGUGCUGGAGAAAGAGGUCGGUUGUCAUGGGGGCUUGAAGGUAGGGUCCAGGCCCAGGUCUCUCCUGCUGCCAACGCUGCUGGCUCGGGAGUGGCUGCGGCCGCUUUAAGGAGCUCUGACCCCACGGCAUCUCGGGCGGGGCGGGGACAGUGCCUGAGGCACCGGAGGAGGCUCCGCGAGGGAGGCAGUGCGCAGGAGUCCGGCCCACCAUGCUGACUGCGCUCGUCCCGCCAACCCUGCCUGGGCUCCCAAGGCGGCUGCCCGCAGCGCCCCCACGGCGCCAGGAUUCCUCGGGUUCGUCAGGUUCCUACCACACAGCUCCGGGUUCUCCCGAGCCCCCGGACGCAGGGCCAGACGCAGGUUGGGAAGACUGGCCCUGGGUGGCCCCCGGGCGGGGGGCGGGUGCGCAGCCUUGCCUGUCCGUCAGAGCCCAGAAUAGCCGCCAGCAGCCCUGGUCCGGCUCGGGUUUCCCGCGAGGCCAGGGCUCCGCCCCGCUGCCGCCUCAUCCCCAGCUGCGCGUGCUGCCGUCGGGGGAAAUGGAAGUGAUCUUCGGCGCCGGGCCCCGGUUCAGCCCCUCGGAUUUGGAGGAUCGUGAGGUGCAACAGCUCACGGCGCAGCCAUUCAGCCCCUCGCCGCUGGGGACAGCGUCUCCAGCCCCUGGCCCACCGCUGCCCCCGGCUCCAGACGGCGGAUCCCGCUGGGCCACCUACCUGGAGCUGCGUCCCAGGGGGCCGAGUCCUGCCGCCUCCGCUCAGUUUGAGUGUGUGGAGGUGGCGCUGGAGGAGUGCCCUGCGCCGGUCAGGCCCCGGACGGUGCCCAAGCGUCAGAUCGAGCUGCGCCCCAGGCCCCCAAGUCCUCCGCGGGAGGCCUGCACGCCGCGCCCCCGACUGCUUUUGCGCACCGGCUCCUUGGACGAAUCUCUGAGCCGCCUACAGGUCGCAGCGGGCCUCGUGCAGACGGCGUUAGCCAGAAAACUGGGUCCUGCGACCCCAGCCCCGAGUAGUCCCAGGGUUAGACCCGCGGAGCGGCCAGAACCUAAGACUGGAGAAACAACCAGCAGCACCCGCGUGGUUCUGGAAGAGGCCCGGUCUUGGCCACCCCGCCCACAAGAGAGUUCAGGCCCCGCCAGAGCCCCACGGCCUUGGCCCAGCCUCCGUGAGCGCGCUAUCCGGCGCGACAAGCCCGCGCCUGGGUCCGAGCCGCUGGGUCCUGUUAGUUCUAGCAUCUUCUUGCAGUCAGAGGAAAAGACCCAGGAGGCACGCAACCAUCGACCCAAGACUUGGUUCCCGAAAGAGACUCCGUUCCCGAAAGAGACUCCGGGUCGAAUCGCCCCAAGGGAACGGAAUCCGUCUUUGGAGUCUAGAGGCCCCUGGGAGGUUCUGAGUAGGGCUGACAGGCCUAAGAGCCCCUCUCGGCUGGGCCAGGCUCCAAAUGGGGCCGUGCGGGAUUCUCGCUGCCCGUCCCCUCAGAACCUGUCCCCGUGGAAUCGGACUGUCUUGAGGGUGAGUAGCCCUCCGUUCCGUGAAGCAUCUUCCGCGUGGGAAAAUCGGAAUCCCGCCGUCGAGGUACCAGUCAGCAGGAGGAGCCCUUCCCCACCAACUCUCUCCCAGUGGAAUCAGAACGGUGUGAGAGCUAGAAGGAGCCCAUCCCCCGAAGUUCCUUCCCAGUGGGAGGUUCCGCCUCGGGCAGUCCGGGAUGCCGUAGGGCGGGGUAAGAGCCCGUCCCUACCAUCCCUGUGUCCGUGGGACGCGCCAGAUAGUCCUAUUGGAUUUCGGAGCCCAUUGCCCCAGGAGACCUGGGGACCCAGUCUGCAGGGGUCAUCGAUAGCAUUUAGGCAGGAAGUUAUGAAUGGCAUAGCUCAAGAUUUGGCGCCGCCUACACCAUCCAUACCUGGGACCCCAGAACUAGCCGAGGUGCAGAGCCCGCCCACGCGGGAAAUUCCUGAUCUUGCCUUCCGCAGCAAUCAGCCGUCACCAGAGGUAGAUCCACCCGAGCCGCCUCGCAGUCACCUCGUGGGCGCGCUGGACUCUGACACGCGCCCAGGAGUCUUGGGCUCUGAAGAAGAGGCCUUUGAGCCCCCGCGCGUGGCCAUUCCGCGGCCUCGAGAUGUACGCAAGAUGGUGAAGACCACCUAUGCGUCCACCUUCCCCGCGGGAAGCCCAGGGUCAGAAAAGCCUGUGCCUAAGGACCACUGCGGGGAGGAGGGCGGCCUAUCCCAGACACGAGAGUUCCAGGCGCUGGGGUCCCCCGCUCCGGGUCACUACACCUCCGUUUUUCUCAAAGACUUUUUGCCAGUUGUGCCGCACCCCUAUGAGCCCCCGGAGCCAUCCCUCGACACAUUUCCCCGGGACGCCUCCAAGCCCAACGGGGUCUUGCGGCGGAGGGCAGAAAACAGCACGGCGAAACCCUUUGCGCGCACUGAGAUCCGCCUGCCGGGUGCCCUGGCUUUAGGGCGGUGGCCGGAGAGAACGCCGGGAGUCCAAAUGCGCGGUACCGGCCGAGAGAACCCGGAUGCUGAGGCCUUGUGCCUAGUUCCAGACGGCCAGGGUCGGACCAGCCCCCUAGGCGGCGCUCGCAGCUCACCUCAGCGGGCCCCUAACGCGCCGCUGGAGCCUCAGCCAGCCCGCCCAAGCUCUCCGCAGGCGCGCCCCAACUCCAGCCCUGGAAAGGCCCCCAAACUGGAGACACCUUCGAUGGCCCCCGAGCCCGCGGCUGCCUUGCAGGCGCCCCUCCCACCCCAACCGCGCGCUGCCUCGGCGCCUCCCGCAGACCGGUGCAGGCAAGGCCUCUCCCAGGGGACCCGGAGGCAGCCAGAGGCCUCGCACCCCGGAAAGGUUCUGGUGGACCCGGAGAGCGGCCGCUACUACUUUGUGGAGGCGCCGCGACAGCCGAGACUACGGCUGCUCUUCGACCCUGAGAGCGGGCAGUAUGUCGAGGUGCUGCUGCCACCUGCGUCCCCGGGGCUGCCCCGCCAUGUCUACGCCCCGCUGGCCAUGGGGCCUGGCCUCUGCCCACCCGCCUAUGGGCCCAUGCCGAGCCUCGCACUGCCGCCGUCCCUCGGCAGCCCCCUGCUGCCCUGGGCUUCUGAGGCAGGGCCCCUAGACGGGAUGUACUACCUGCCUGUGAGCGGAACCCCUAGCCCCGCCCCUUCCCUGCUUCUCUGUUCCCCACCCUCCAGCUCGCGUCCCGCCCAGCCUGGCAAGGGCUCAGUGGUCCCGUUGUGAGACCCCAGGCAGGGCCUGAUCCCCAAGGUUGGGCCUCUUAGAUGGCCUUGGAGAUUCUGGUUCGAAGUCCCCUGCUCUGUCUUCCUCCCAUCACCUCUUUGGUCCUCCCCAGCUAGUCGUCAGAUCGGAAGUGAGCUUCAGAGAGUGUAUCAGAGGCUGAUGGAAGUGGAGCUCUUUGAAAGUGGCUGCCUACUUCCUACCCCCCAAAAAUGUGUCCCUUUCCCAAGCAUUCCCAGGUGUGGUGUGUUUAUGUAUGUGUGUAUGCAGGCAAGCAAAUAUGAAAACGUGAGGAGCCAGCCUGAGGAGGUAUUGAAGUUUUCCAGGAAGCAGCGGGAAUGGGAGAAGCAGGGACAGGGCUGCCCCCAGAGGUGGACGGCUGUCUCUCCCCUCUGAAAGUGGAAUCAGUUGACGUGGAGCAGACCAGAGGGCACUGUUCAGAUGGGGAGGACUCUGGCUAUAAAAUCCAUUAUUUGGAAGAGGAGCUGAGCUCUGGCCUGGUAGGCUGUGGGGGGAAGUGGCUAGUGUAACCCCCAGGCCAGUUUGGGUCUGAGAAAGGAAGCUGUGGGGAUAGCAGAAGGGAAGCAAAAAGUAACAUAUGAAGGGGCUGUAGAGUCAGGCUGGAACUGGGAGUAAGAGGGCUGGGAUGAGGUAGGCCCAAGUAGUUGUGGUUCCCAGUGGGCAGCCUAGCUCCCCCUUCCUCCCCUUAAUCCAGUCUCUGGCUUUUCCUGGGAGCCCUCAGAGCUGAGCUAGCCCAUCUUAGGGGUGGGAGCUUCAGCCACUCCCACCCAGGUUAUGGGCAGGUGAAGUGAAUCACCAGGGAGGACUUACAAGAGGUAGGAAGGAAGUUUGGGCUGUUGUUUCAGAGGAGCCUUUUGGCCCCUCUUGGUGGUUGAGGGAUGGGUUAGGACUGGCAGUAGGAGGGAUAAAGCGUAGUAGGACAGAGAGGUCGGAAGCUCUCAGCUAGUUUUUCAGCUGGAAUAGAUGUGGCAACAAUGCCCAGAGAGGGGCUGACCCUGCAGACUGUCCCAGCAAAGGACAGGACCAAACCUGUGCUCAUGAGAUUCCAGGGGCUUCUGAGGAGGGCUGAGAGUGCUGAGGGAAAUCUGCUUGAGAUGGGAGGCAGUCUGUAUGGGGUCUGUGUGUGGCUCUGAGCCUGAAACAGCAGGACCUUGCUGGACCAGAGUGUGAUGUGAUACAUUUGGGAAAGGACAGUUUUUAUUAGCAGCAGCAUCAGGAAUGGGAAUUAGUGCCUUUCUUGUUCCAGGCCAGUGAGGGCCUGGGUCCCUUGGAGUCCCUGUUCCCUGGACUGAAAGCUGAUGAGGACCAGUAUGAGUCAGAAUAAGUUGCACAUCUCUUGGCCAGAAACACUGGUCCCUUGGCAUGGAGGGUCUCACGGCCACCCUCACCUCAUCCUGGUAUGCAAUAAAUGGCUGACCCUGAGCCACGGUGGCUGAAAUGA
Messenger RNA from Heterocephalus glaber (naked mole-rat), 4759 nucleotides. RefSeq names its product proline rich basic protein 1 (gene Prob1). Gene Ontology annotation, cellular component: nucleoplasm. The record is from RefSeq and is a predicted model, not a curated record. Lineage: Eukaryota; Metazoa; Chordata; Mammalia; Rodentia; Bathyergidae.